Messenger RNA from Camellia sinensis, 1286 nucleotides. Lineage: Eukaryota; Viridiplantae; Streptophyta; Magnoliopsida; Ericales; Theaceae. The record is from RefSeq and is a predicted model, not a curated record.
CUUCACGAAUAAAAAAUUUUAAGGAAAGUUGGGCUUUCAAGUUUACUAGUUUGCUUGUGGACAUUUUUUUCGCCAAUUCAAUUCAAGCACAUGGAUUGUAGAUCUGUUAACGUGACCGGGCAUGGAAUUGGGAUUCUUUAAAUAUUGCAAAUUGGAUGUUCAUCUUGGAAAAGCAUUCCACCCCGGACUCUUUGCUAGAAGAGAAUCAAGUGCUAAAGCGCAAUUAUCAAAGCUCCAGAGAAGUGAGGAAGAUGAAGAAGAUUGGAGCUGAGGAGGAUAGGAGAAAAAUUGAAUUAACAGAAAGCAAUGCCAUCGCUUUCUCAUUAGGAAUUGUCGACUCUUUGUGUAGCUCUGAUGAAGAUAGCUCGCUAAAUUCAAACUUAUGUACACCUUUUGUUCCCACGGACAACAUAGAACCGUGCUCUAGAUCCAGUAGUACAAAAGCACGUUUCAGUCCUAUCAGAAGCUUGAUUAAUCCAUUCACAAAAUCCAAGUCUCAGCGAAGUCCUUUGGGUCCUGCAAGUGGCUCUCGUGGGCUUCCACUAUCUCGGAUGUCAAGCCUCAGGAGGACAAACACGUUGCGGAAAUCUUCAUCGAAUGAUUUCUCAAACACUAUGCAUAGUCCUGAUUUUGGUUCUCAGUUUGUAAAAAGAGAUCUCUGUAAAAAUUCAGCCGUUUCAGGUUCACCAGGUCACUUGCACGGAUGCCUCAAGUUGGAAACUAAGCACGGGGUGCCAUUUUUUGAGUUCUCGUUGAAUUUCACAGAAGACAUUUUUAUGGCCCAGACAUGGAAAACAGAAGACGCUUUAAAUUUGGUGUACACUUUUCACAACAGAAGAAAGAGUAAUGCUGGCGGAUGGGGAUUGAAAAAUUGGAACAAAGAGUACUCUAUGGUGGGACAAAUGAAGGUUUCAUGUUAUUUAUGUACAGAGCUAAAAGAUGUUGGGGCUUUCGACAACUCUAUGGUGACUGAGUUUGUAUUGUACGAUGUUGUGCACGGUGUUGUUAGACCUCCCAAGAGUUCUAAUCAAAGCCCAGCACGUGGAACUUGUGAGUUGGAUGAUGUGCCAGAUCAAUCGAGGCUCAAACUUCAACCAAAACAUGUUGUGGACAAUACCCAUUUUGAUUCGUCAACUCCAAAACCUUGGGCACCUAAAGAUUUGCAUCCAAGCCUUGAAAUAGCGGCCAUUGUCAUACAAGUCCCAUUUGGAAGAGUGAUCAAAAACAUCCAAAUUUGCUUGACCUCUCUUCGUACCUUGCAUCAACUGCCAAUUAUUGAAAAAUGA